AAAGUCAAAAUCCACUUUUAUUUUUCACAUGUCUUGUGAAAGACUAUACAGAAAGCCAUGCUCAGCUGCUUCAUCUUCAAUGCUGGCCAGGAGCUUACCUUUCUAAGUCAUACAGCAGCUCAUCCGGCCCUCAAGGGGCUGAAAGGGCAGCCCAGAGCCUCCCACUGACAGGUGUGCUCACCCAUCCAAGACACUGGAAAAGAUCCCUGUUCUAGCAUCACAUUUUACUCAGAUUUGUCAAAAUUAGGUUGCUGCGGCAAAGGCUCUUUCACUGAGGAUGGCAGUCCUGGAAGACUUCUCCUUCUGCGAGCCGCCAGCUCAAUCUUCUGAACCAGGCUCACAUCCCAGGGAUGGGUCACAAAACUGAUGACGGUGCCUGGAACCUCACUCCCCACACGGCCCACUCUCCCUGCUCUAUGGAUGUAAUCUUGCAGUGUAGCGGGGAAAUCAUAAUUGACAACCAGCUCCACACCAGUGCUGUCCAGGCCCCGGGAAGCUAUGUCUGUGCAGAGAAGUAUGUCUUGGGAGCCCUUCUGGAAGGACUGGAAGAUACCUGCCCUCAUCAAGGCUGGCAUUUGCCCCUGCAACCUUAGGUGUUGGAUUUUGUGGUCAUCCAGAAUAUAUCCCAGCCAGUUCACAGUGCUGGAGCUAUUACAGAACACCAGAACAGUUCCUGAGGGGCCAGUCUUUUCUGCUCUAUCAUGAUGCUUGAGGAUGUGCACCAGCUCGGUCACCUUAUCUGCUCCCUUCAGUCUCAGAAAUGUCUGUUUCACAUGAGGCAUGAUACAGUGGAGCUUGGAGCUGGUGAUGGUUGUGACAGAAUCUGCACUGGCGACUUUAUUCAGCAACUGGCCUACACCUUCGGGAAAUGUGGCUCCUACCAGCACUAACUGAGCUUUGGGAUUGAAGGGGUCUUCCAAGUCAGCUGGGCCUUCUGCGAUGUUGCUAUUCUCCAAGAUGUAGUACACAAGUUCCAGGAAGCUUUCAUCCAGCAGUGUGUCUGCCUCAUCCAACACCAAGAAGGAGAGUUGCUCCAAGCUGAUAAGUCGACUUCUCAGGGCUUUCCACAGUGCCCCUGGAGUGGCCACUAGCACAUCGGCUGAAGGUUGUUUGGACAGUUGCAACCUGAUCCUACGCAUGCCACGGCCUCCCUCCAGGUUCUGCACCAGCAGGCCCAAGGAGCGCCCCAAGGGUUGGGCCACGGCCCGCACCUGUUGGGCUAAUUCUCGGGAAGGCACAAGGACCAGACCUCGGGGCAUGGGGAUAUGAAGGGAGUUCAGGCUUGGCCGGCCCAUGAGGCGUUGAAGUAGCGGCAGGAGGUAGCUGAGAGUCUUGCCACUGCCGGUUUCUGCGGCGCAAAGGAUGUGGCGGCCGCGAAGUAGUGGGGGGAUGGUGUUAGACUGCACGGUUGUGGGCUGAACGACUUCAGGCGCAGCUUCCUGUAGUGCGUGCAGCACACGGGGCUCCAGGCCAAGGUCAGCAAAACUGUCCUCGGACGAGGGCUUCUGCACCGCUGGCGCCUCCUGUUGCGCGCGCUCGAUGGAGAAGUGGUCCCGGCGCGCGCGUCGACUCUUCCAGCCUCGAGAGGCUAGCGGCGCGAUCUCCCAACGGCCCAGAGUGAGGCGAGCUGGCUGGUUUAACUCUGGCCGCCGCGCCGAAACCAGCAGCGGUCCAGGUCGCACUGGCACAGGCCCCGGGAGGCUCCGCCGUCUGCUCUGCCGCUGUUCCAACUUCCGCUGUACAGCCACUGGGAUGCGCACUACCGGCAGAGGUUCGUCUGGACUGCGGACCAUCAGGCCCCGUCGGGGAGCUAGGAGCAACCGAGCCACUAGAGAAAACAGCCACACCUGCCGCGCUAUAGCCAUGUUGCCCUUGGUGCAGGAGAAGCGCACAUCAAUGACGUCACGGAUGCGCGGCGGCCUCACAAACGGUGGCUGGCGAGGCUCAGUACGGUUUGCGGAGCUGGAGCCCCGUGAGGAAGAGAGGGAGGUUCUCUUAAAAGUUCAGCUGCGAGGCUGUAGCAGAGGAGGAAUGAUUGUGAAUAGCCUCUCUCUGUGCUACCAUAACAAGCUGAUUCUGGCCCCAAUGGUUCGGGUAGGGACUCUUCCAAUGCGGCUGCUUGCCUUGGAUUAUGGAGCAGACAUUGUUUACUGUGAGGAGCUGAUCGACCUCAAGAUGAUUCAGUGCAAGAGAGUUGUCAAUGAGGUGCUCAGCACAGUGGACUUUGUUGCUCCUGAUGAUCGAGUUGUCUUCCGCACUUGUGAAAGAGAGCAGAACAGGGUCGUCUUCCAGAUGGGGACUUCAGACGCAGAGCGAGCCCUUGCUGUGGCCAGGCUUGUAGAAAAUGAUGUGGCUGGUAUUGAUGUCAACAUGGGCUGUCCAAAAGAAUAUUCCACCAAGGGAGGAAUGGGAGCUGCUCUGCUGUCAGACCCUGACAAGAUUGAGAAGAUCCUCAGCACUCUUGUUAAAGGGACACACAGACCUGUGACCUGCAAGAUUCGCAUCCUGCCAUCGCUAGAAGAUACCCUGAGCCUUGUGAAGCGGAUAGAGAGGACUGGCAUUGCUGCCAUUGCGGUUCAUGGGAGGAAGCGGGAGGAGCGACCUCAGCAUCCUGUCAGCUGUGAAGUCAUCAAAGCCAUUGCUGAUACCCUCUCCAUUCCUGUCAUAGCCAAUGGAGGAUCUCAUGACCACAUCCAACGGUAUUCGGACAUAGAGGACUUUCGACAAGCCACAGCAGCCUCUUCCGUGAUGGUGGCUCGAGCGGCCAUGUGGAAUCCAUCUAUCUUUCUCAAGGAGGGUCUGCGGCCCCUGGAGGAGGUCAUGCAGAAAUACAUCAGAUACGCGGUGCAGUAUGACAACCACUAUACCAACACUAAGUACUGCUUGUGCCAGAUGCUACGAGAACAGUUGGAGUCUCCCCAGGGAAGGUUGCUCCAUGCUGCCCAGUCUUCCCGGGAAAUUUGUGAGGCCUUUGGCCUUGGUGCCUUCUAUGAGGAGACGACACAGGAGCUGGAUGCCCAGAGGGCCAAGCUCUCAGCCAGGACUUCAGAGGAGACUGGGGAGCCAGCUGAAGAUACCUCUGGUGUCAUUAAGAUGGCUGUCAAGUUUGACCGGAGAGCAUACUCAGCCCAGAUCACCCCCAAGAUGUGCCUGCUAGAGUGGUGCCGGAGGGAGAAGUUGCCACAGCCCAUGUAUGAAACGGUUCAACGCCCUAUAGACCGCCUGUUUUCUUCUAUUGUCACCGUUGCUGAACAAAAGUAUCAGUCUACCUUGUGGGACAAGUCCAAGAAACUGGCGGAGCAGGCUGCGGCCAUCGUCUGUCUGCGGAGCCAGGGCCUCCCUGAGGGUCGGCUGGGUGAGGAGAACCCUUUCUUGCACAAGCGAAAGAGGGAGGCUCCUGACCAAGACUGUGGGGGCUCCAGAGCUCAGGAGCUAGCACAACCUGGGGAGCUGUGCAAGAAGCCCUUUGUGGCCUUGGGAAGUGGUGAAGAGAGCCUCCUGGAAGGCUGGUGACUACUCUUCCUGCCCUAGUCACCCCUCCAUGGUCUGGUGCUAAGGUGGCUGUGGAUACCACAGCAUGAACCAGAUGCUGUUGAACAAUUUGCUGGUCUUGCCUGGCAGGAGGUAGAUGUCCCAGCAGGGGCUAUCAGCCUGAAGCAUGGACCUGGGGCCGCCCAAGGGUGUAUCCUGGCUCCUUUGGUGGAUCUGAGUGACAGAGUCAAGUUCCCCUUGAAAACAGGAGCUUUUCAGGUGGCACCUCCCCAACCUGACAUUGGUAUUGUGCAAUAAAGACACCCCCUACCCUCACCCAUGGCUGGCUGCUUUAGCCUUGGGCAUCUUCAUAAA
Molecule: messenger RNA, 3846 nt
Organism: Callithrix jacchus (white-tufted-ear marmoset)
Lineage: Eukaryota; Metazoa; Chordata; Mammalia; Primates; Cebidae
Gene: DUS2
Product: dihydrouridine synthase 2
Biological process (GO): tRNA dihydrouridine synthesis
Cellular component (GO): cytoplasm
Molecular function (GO): tRNA binding; flavin adenine dinucleotide binding; tRNA dihydrouridine synthase activity
Source: RefSeq, a predicted model, not a curated record